AUGAAAGUGAAGAUCAAAUGUGACCGGCACAAUCCUUGCUCCAAGUGUCGAGCGGCUAAAGUAGACUGCUCAUACCCUUCUGGAGGUGAAAGAUCACGUCCAGCUUCGAAGAAGCAUGUGCAAGCCUUGGAGAGUCAGGUGAGCUCGCUGGAGUUGUUCAUUCAAGAUCUCGCCUCUGCCGAUGAUGCUACGAGGUCUCGACUCCUCGCCGGAAUAUCCUCAUCACCUCCAUCAUAUCAACCGCACCCCCAACCUGCGAGCCAACCGCUCAUGGUAGACGAUCAUGUGCCAUCAGCUGCAUCAGGCUCUCCCUCAGAGUCCGGAGAUCUCGUCCUUGCCAGAGCAAGGGAAGGCCGGAUGUGCAAGCUCGCGGCUGCGAGAAAGGCGUCCCAGUUUUACGGCGGCACCAGCUUGUUCGUGCAACUCUCGGAGACGACACCCCCAAACCCUCAGCAACUUGCAGGGCCCUCUGAGAGUCCUGGGGAGCGCCGAUUAGACCCAGACACGGAAACUACACACAACGACAACAUGGAGUAUCAGGCAUACUCGUUUCAGCCCAAGGACAAAACUUGCCGUCAACUAAUGGCAACGUUCUUCCAGACUGUUUACCAAUACAACAUGUGCGUCUACCGCGAAUACUUCCUCCGAGAUUAUCAUGCCGAAAGCGGGCCUUACUACUCAGAUACGCUCAUGUUCUCCAUCUGUGCCGUCGGCGCCUCAAUCUCGAAAGAGCCCGCACUCAGGGCACUCCUGCCAGUCUUUCUCAAACGCGCCGGCGCCAUGGUCUUCGACUCCCUCGAGCUGCCCGAUCUUACAACUCUCCAGUCACUCAUAAUCUUGGGUCAUCUAGAGAUUGGACAAGGAAGAAGCUCAAAAGGCUGGCUGUUCUGCGGCAUGGCGUUCCGCCUGACACAUGAGAUGGGCUUGCAUUUGGAUCCAGGAAACUGGACAAACAGCAAAUCGGAAUCUUCUGUCGACAGGGAGAUCCUGCGGCGCGUCUACUGGGCGGUCUUCAUUGUCGACAAGCAAAUGAGCCUCUAUUUUGGACGGCCGCCGGCGCUGUAUCCUCACGAAGCCGCACGUUCGAAACACGAUCCGCAUCCCGUACCCCCCUGA
Verticillium alfalfae VaMs.102 is the source of this 1116-nucleotide messenger RNA. RefSeq lists its product as hypothetical. The record is from RefSeq and is a predicted model, not a curated record. Gene Ontology annotation, biological process: regulation of DNA-templated transcription; DNA-templated transcription. Bases 1 to 1116 code for a protein of 371 amino acids. NCBI's taxonomy places the organism in Eukaryota, Fungi, Ascomycota, Sordariomycetes, Glomerellales, Plectosphaerellaceae. The transcript is spliced from 2 exons. Gene Ontology annotation, molecular function: zinc ion binding; DNA-binding transcription factor activity, RNA polymerase II-specific; DNA binding.